Molecule: messenger RNA, 2405 nt
Organism: Amphiprion ocellaris (clown anemonefish)
Lineage: Eukaryota; Metazoa; Chordata; Actinopteri; Pomacentridae
Gene: ccndx
Product: cyclin Dx
Exons: 4
Coding region: 1147-2094 (315 amino acids)
Biological process (GO): positive regulation of G1/S transition of mitotic cell cycle; mitotic cell cycle phase transition; regulation of cyclin-dependent protein serine/threonine kinase activity
Cellular component (GO): cytoplasm; cyclin-dependent protein kinase holoenzyme complex; nucleus
Molecular function (GO): cyclin-dependent protein serine/threonine kinase regulator activity
Source: RefSeq, a predicted model, not a curated record
UAUCUAAUAAAACUACAGAAAAAAACAUUAAUUUAUAUGCUGACUGUAAAGAAGAACAACAGGCCAAAACUGUAAAUGAUGUCCACAUUUAAAAAAAUUUACAUUUUUAUAAAUGCAAAUUAUUAUUAUUUUUUUUGUUUAAUUUGCUGAUAAAAAAAUAUACACAUUUUUAAAACUCUAUUUAAAUAUGCAAAAAUAUUGCUAUUUUAGAGUUCUUUGCUAUUAUUUUAAAGAAAAUAUGCAGCAGGUAUAUUAGUGGUAAAUAUAUUCUACUAAAGAUUGGCCCUGUUGGAGACUUUAACUAGUAAAAGUACAGAAAAAAGUAUUGAUUUCCAUGUUGACACUGUUUUACUGUAUUUCAAUCAACUAUAGGAAUACCCUAAUUUUAAAGGUAUUUGUUCUUAUUUUCACAUUCUUAUUUUUACAAUUUUUGAACAUUCUAGUAUUCCACCCUUUUUAGCAUGUUUUCUGGCACCUUUGUUGAAAGAUGCUGAUGUUUUCUUCCAGAUAGUGACUCUGUUUUUGAAGAAACUUAGUGAAUAAAUGAGAAAGCGACUGAGUAUUAUCACUUGUGGAUUUUUAUUUUUAAGGAUAUUGAGGCUUCAGCAUCUCUCCAGCGUUCUGACGUGUUUCCUCCGGUUGUAAACAAACACCUUCCUCCUUUUGUCUUCAGGCCCAUUGUCAGAGUCAGAGGUGACCUUUCCUCUCUGGAUCUCCCCUCGCUGCCAUUCCUUUUCCUCCCUUCUCUCUUUCAGUGUCGAACACAAGCUGUUGCUCUGCCACUCCCUCUCUUGUCUGCUCCCUGCCACUCCUCCCCUGCCUCCCUCUCCUCACCCCUGGCUCUCCUCCCUUCUCCCUCUCCCCACCUGUUGGAGCGAUUGUUGCCGCGACCUUAUUGUUGGUCGUCUUAUUAUUUUAUGUCACUCCCCUCUCUGUGGUGUUUUCCCUUCUUCUGGACCACUCCCUCCCCGCCUGCCAGGUAUAAAACCCAGAGAGGAGGCUGAGGAGGGAGAUUCAGCACCUCAGCAGCACUGGAAGAAGCGGGAAUCUGCAUCAUUUACCUGCAAAACACAAAGUCACACAAGGACAGCAGCAGCUCUUAGCUUUCUUCCCCUCUCGGACGUAUUUUCCCAGCAGGCCGUGCAGAUGGAUGGAGGCAUGUCGGUGUCUCUGUGGUGUGAGGAGGUGGAGGACGACCAGACUCGGGACCAGAGUGCAGCUCCACCUCAGGGCCACAUUCGGGGCCCGACUCAGCUGCGAGCCGCCUGGGAUCCGUCGGCGUCGGGGCACCGGGUGAUCCAGAGGCUGCUCCAGGUGGAGGACAGGUACAUGCCCUCCAUGCUCUACAUCACCCUCAUCCAGAGGCAGCCGGAGCGCAGGGAGGAGCUGGCCAAGUGGGCCCUGGAGGUUUGCUGUGACUGCGGCUGUGAUGAGGCUGUGUUCCCCCUGUCUGUCUCUCUGAUGGACAGGUUUCUGUCUGUCUCUCUGUCCCUGCCGGUCUCACCGUUCUGUCUGACCGCCGGCUGCAUCCUCAUCGCCUCCAAGCUCACAGAGUGCGACAACGUCACCGCAGAUAGUCUGUGUGCUGCAGCAGAAUACAGCUUCCAGCCCUCCAACCUGAGGGAAAUGGAGCGAGUGAUCCUUGCCACCCUCCGAUGGGACACAGCAGCAGUGACUCCUCAGGACUUCCUCCCACAUUUCCUGGCCUCCAUGGAGGAGAUGGGAGACGGAGGAGACUCUGAGGAGGAGCUGAUCUCCACCCUGAGGAGACACAGCGACACCCUGGCUGCCAUGUGCGCCUGCGACUCCCGUUUCCUGGGAGCUCCGCCAUCACUUGUCGCUGCAGCGUCCCUGAACUGUGCACUGAGGGGCCUCAGCAACAAGGGGCCCACACAGCUGGCCCUGAGGAGUGAAGCACUGGCCGAGCUCUGCCAGACCGACCUGGCGGUGCUGCAGUGCUACAGCGACAUGAUCGAAUAUUCCCUCCGACAGCGUCUGAGCAGUGGGCUGCAGCAGGGUCCCACCGAGAAAGACGGGGAGGUGGAGGAGGAAAGGCCUGGAACACCAACUGACAUGAGAGAGAUUGAUUUCUGAACACUGAAUCAGCUGCUGCCUUGAAAGUGUGAAUCAAUCAAAGCUUUUCAUCAGUCAAACUGAUAUAAAUUAACCUCAUAAUGCUCUGACAUGUCUUUUAUAUAUUUUUAUUGACUUUACUAUCGAAUGACUGUUAAUUUAUUUCUCGCUUUAUUUAUUUGUGAACGUUGUGUUUCCUAUGUGCCAUAUUUGAUUAUCUAUUCCUAUUAAUUUUAUUGUAGCACUAGAUGUUAUUUUGAUGCAUAAUAUUUAUACUUUUUAUUUAUUAUCACGUGCAAUUGUUAAUUUAUUUCAAUUUGCCAUAAUUUUGU